AUGAUCAGCGCACGGGCUCUUCUCCUCGCGGCCACCUGCUGCUGCGCCUACCUGUGGCUCGUUCGUGCAGAGGACUCCUCACUGGAGACUCGCUCGUUGGAUUUCCCGCUGAAAACCCAACAGGAGAAAGACCUGAUUGACGCUUUGCAAGAAGUUUUGGAGAAGCUCAGGAGCAAAGAGAUGCCCUUAGAGAAAAAGCUUGGCUGGCUGCCCUCGUGUGACGCGGGAGAACCGUGUGCCGUGCGUAAAGGCGCGCGAAUUGGCACGCUGUGCAGCUGCCCCCGAGGGACUUCCUGUAACUUUUAUGUCCUCAAAUGUUUGUGA
This is a messenger RNA of Toxotes jaculatrix (banded archerfish), 324 nucleotides long. RefSeq names its product cocaine- and amphetamine-regulated transcript protein-like. Gene Ontology annotation, biological process: adult feeding behavior; negative regulation of appetite; G protein-coupled receptor signaling pathway. The record is from RefSeq and is a predicted model, not a curated record. Gene Ontology annotation, molecular function: neuropeptide hormone activity. The transcript has 3 exons. Bases 1 to 324 code for a protein of 107 amino acids. Lineage: Eukaryota; Metazoa; Chordata; Actinopteri; Toxotidae.